Messenger RNA from Pneumocystis carinii B80, 1195 nucleotides. RefSeq lists its product as hypothetical. NCBI's taxonomy places the organism in Eukaryota, Fungi, Ascomycota, Pneumocystomycetes, Pneumocystales, Pneumocystaceae. Gene Ontology annotation, biological process: transcription by RNA polymerase II. Bases 47 to 1150 code for a protein of 367 amino acids. Gene Ontology annotation, cellular component: nucleus. The record is from RefSeq and is a predicted model, not a curated record. The transcript is spliced from 2 exons.
GUUCUAAAGAAAGAAAUUAAAAAAAUAUAUGAAAUAAAGAUAUACCAUGAAGGAUCAAGCUAAAUUUUUGAAAGGAGAACAUGUAGAUAUUUGUUUAGACCAGAAGUCAGAAUUUGGUGAAAAAGAUCUAAAAAAAAGUACAUCAGAAUGGUUGAUAAAAGAUGUUGUAGAAAAGAAUGAAAAAGAAGUAGAAAAGUGCCAAAUAAAUAGUACAUUUAGUUAUGAAAAGACAGGGUUUCCUAUAAGUAAAAAGCUUUUCUGGAAACCAUUAGUUAAACAAUAUAAUGAAUCAAAUAAAAGAUUAGAAGAAGAAUACCUAUUGAAUGAAGAAAUCAAUGAGGAGAAUAUGAGAAGAAUUUCAGAAAUGACACAUGAAGAAGUUAUAGAAAGAAAGGAAGAAUUAAUGAAGUCGUUGAAUCCUAAGUUAAUUGAAAAGUUGAUGUAUAAAAAAGGAAUGGAUAAAGAUGUUAAUGAUAUUAUGAAUAAAAAGAAAAAGGUGCAAUUCUCAUUUGAUGAUAAGGAUAGAUUUGAAUCAGUAUCGACCUUUAAUGAGAAGGAAAAAGUGACAACAUCAUCAAUUGAAGUACAUUUCCCGACAGCACCAUUUGAUGAAUUAGAUCCAUCAUCACCUGAUUUCUUUAAACAACUUCAUUCAAAAUAUUUUCCAGAUCUUCCAGUAGAUCCAUCAAAACUUGCAUGGAUGAUGGCACCAACAAAAGAUGAAGAUGAAAUGGAUUAUCAUGAAUCUAUGUCUGAAAUAGCGCCUGAAUCUAUACGUUUUGAUUUCAAUGCAAAUAUACUAUCACCAAGAAUUUCUAGAGAAGUCCCUAUGUAUAUAGGAUUACAUCAUCAUGCAAAUGCUCCUCUGGCUGCUGGGUAUUCUAUACCAGAACUGGUUCAUCUUUCACGUUCAACGUUUCCUGCACAAAGAUGUAUUGCUAUAUUGAUUCUUGGAAGAAUCAUGUAUAAACUUUCAAAAUAUACAUAUGGCUAUAUAGUGACAGAUGCAUUAAAAAAUGUGAUCAGAAAAUCAAAUGCUAUGGAAAGUUUAAUUGAUGCUGCAAGUGAAAAAACACGUCAUUUAAGUGUAAGAUCAUAUGCUGAAGAAGCCUUAUAUCUUUCUCAUUGUGAAUCAAAUAAUUCUGUAUAAAAAUUCUUUAUAUAUAUAUAUAAUGAUCUUAUUUCAUCUUGUUAU